GACUAGAGUCACAUGAGCUGCACCAAGGGCAGGUAACUCAGGAGAGGGGAAGAGGGAAGGGAAAAAAAAAAAAAAAAAAAAAAAAAUAAAGAGAGAGGGGGCAAAAAAAAAAAAAAAGCCCAAGCCCAGACUGAGCUUCUGCCAUGAUGUCAGAGGGAAAGAAACCCACAGCUUGCUAAUUUCACCUCCCAAUCAGCCCCGGGAAGGAGAUCACCGGGAACAGUUGUUUCCCCCUGUGGUCAUGACGGCUUCGCACAGUGACUCUUUGGUGGUGUUGUUUGGGGCAACAGCUGGUGCAUAUGGGGCUAAACUGGGUUCGGAUGAGAGGGAACUAAUUCUCUUGGUGUGGCAAGUUGUGGAUCUACACAGCAAGAAGGUAGGGACACUACACAAAUCCCUGGUGAAAGCAGACAACUUGGACUUAAGUGACCAGUGUCGCGAAGUCAGUGGCUUAACACCAGAGGGACUGGGCAAAGCUGAACCACUGGACCGGGUUCUUCAGCAGUUUAGUCAGCUGGUAUCCAGUGAUUUGAAAGUACUUGGAAGGAGCUCUUACACACUCUGCAGUGAUGGCCAGUUACUCAUUCGACAAGUUCUCCACCCGGAAGCAUCCAAGAAGAACUACUCGUUGUCAGAUUGCUUCUAUUCCUUUUAUGAUCUGCGCAAAGAAUUCCACACUUGCUACCCUAGUUCGGCCGCCGUGAAAGAUCAGACUAUCAAGACCAUGGCAGAAUAUCUAGGCUUAGGGACAGAUGAAGCAGAGGAGGACUUUGGCGUGUGGCAAGUGAAGACCAUGGUGGCUAUCAUUUUCAGCAUGCUCUCAGAAGAUCAUGCAUUUACUGAGCCUGAAACUGUGAAAUACAAGUACGAAACAGGUCCUUGUAGUAAAUCUGAAACUGUGGACAGUGAGACUGUAAUACGUGCCAGAGGUUUGCCUUGGCAGUCUUCAGACCAGGAUAUUGCUCGAUUUUUCAAAGGACUCAACAUUGCCAAAGGUGGUGUGGCUCUUUGUCUGAAUUCUCAAGGAAGAAGAAAUGGGGAGGCUUUGGUCCGGUUUGUCAAUUCUGAACAGAGAGACCUUGCCCUGGAAAGGCAUAAGCAUCACAUGGGUAGCAGAUAUAUUGAGGUUUACAAAGCCACUGGGGAAGAAUUCUUAAAAAUUGCAGGAGGCACCUCCAAUGAAGUGGCCCAGUUCUUAUCCAAGGAGAAUCAAGUUAUCAUCCGGAUGAGAGGCCUUCCAUUCACUGCUACUCAGGAGGAUGUCUUGGGGUUCCUGGGCCCGGAGUGCCCAGUCACAGGAGGGAAAGAGGGACUUCUCUUUGUCAAGUACCCAGAUGGCAGGCCCACGGGAGAUGCAUUUGUGUUAUUUUCCUGUGAAGAAUUUGCACAGAAUGCACUUAAAAAGCACAAAGAAAUACUUGGAAAACGUUACAUUGAACUCUUCAGGAGCACAGCAGCAGAGGUCCAACAGGUACUUAAUCGAUACAUGUCAACACCUCUGAUUCCAACUCUUCCAACUCCCAUCAUUCCAGUCAUACCCCCACCAUACACCAUCGCCACGGGCAGCAUCCGUGACUGUGUCCGGCUCCGAGGUCUUCCUUACACUGCUGGCAUUGAUGACAUCUUGGAAUUUAUGGGAGAUGCCACAGGGGAUAUCAAGCCCCACGGAGUUCACAUGGUCCUUAACCAGCAGGGACGACCGUCAGGUGAUGCUUUUAUCCAAAUGAAAUCUGCUGACAAAGCCUUUAUGGUGGCUCAAAAAUGUCACAAAAAAAUGAUGAAGGACCGUUAUGUGGAAGUAUUCCAGUGUUCUGGAGAGGAGAUGAACUUUGUUUUAAUGGGUGGCACUUUAAAUCGUAGUGGCUUGUCCCCACCGCCAUGUAAGUUACCAUGUCUUUCUCCACCAGCUUAUGCUGCUUUCCAAACAGCAGCUGUGAUCCCAGCGGAGGCAGCAGCCCUUUACCAGCCACAAGCCCUCUUGCCAACCACCAGGACGCCCCAGGCCUCGGCAGCUGCUCCUCCAACUGUUACCUACUACCCAGCCCAGGCUGCUCAGCUUUACAUGAACUACACAGCUUACUAUCCCAGUCCUCCAGUAUCUCCUACCACGGUGGGGUACAUUGCAGCUCCUCCGGGAGCUGUGGCAGCUGCUGCCACUGCCACCCACACUCCAAUCCUGCCCCAGCCUGGAGCCUUAGUCCGGAUGCAGGGCUUGCCAUAUAACACAGGAAUGAAGGAGAUACUCAGUUUCUUCCAGGGGUACCAGCUCCAAGCAGAUUCCAUCCUCAUGCUUUACAACUUUAGUGGCCAGCCCAGUGGCGAGGCGUUGGUGACUUUUCCAAGCCUGGAUCUAGCUAAGAAAGCAGUGGCUGAGAGAAACGGACAGCUCCUGGGGAGCCGCUGCGUACAAUUGUUCCUGGUCUAACUGAACACUCUGGAGGAUGAGGAAAGGGUGUUGCACUCAACACCGUGCCUUUUGCAAAAUAAGAAGUCUUCCCUUGCCACCCAGGCAGCAACAAAUGUGCCUUUUCAGCAUAACCUGUUGGAGUGCAGCAUGGUGCAUGUCCUUUUUAAUUUGAAAAAUGGCACCUCCUAUGCCAAAGAUAAAGUGAAGCCAAAAAUUAUGCAGUUAAUUUAGUUAAUUUCUAAUGUACAAGUGUAAAAAGAAGCAAAGCCGCUCCUGGCAUGUCGCUAAUUCUGAAGACAGUCCAAUAGCACUUCAGCUACCGCAGCCAUGGGCGAAACUUACUCAGUAGUAUUUGAAGUGGAAAGCGAGGCUUGAGUCAUUCAGAUUCUUCUGUGUUUAGUUUUUAAGAGUUUACACUUGACAAAGUGUCUCGUUCUUGUAGAGUUUAAAUGUCUUUAGAAAGGUCUUUUGGAAUGCAUGGCUUACCCAGUUCAAAGCGUAGAUCAUAUUGAUUUUUGUUUUGUUUUGUUCUCGACUGGAAAAGAUCAGGAUGCUGGAUCCCGAAUGCAAUUGUGAUUUUUCCUGUUUUCAUUAGACGUUGUUUUGCAAAAGCCAUAUUUGACCUUCUUACCAGUGUAUUGCUGCCAAUGUGUAAAACAAAAAUAUAAAACCAACAGCAAAACCAGAAAAAUCCUCUCUUCCCACCCAUAACUCCCUGCCCCCCAGCCCCAAAUUUUUAAUCUCUACAGGACAAAAAUGGCACAUAAACCUGAGUACUAAUAAGUUAUAUUUUUUUAUUUAAGCAUAAUAGCUUUCAGAUACUGUAUUAAAGAUUUUGCUCUAGUUUAUGUGCAUGCAAUUUGUUUACAUCUUUAAACUACUUUAUUUGUAUAUUAUGAAACAGCAGGAUAUGUUGAAAUCUGAAUUCUCUAGUGCAUGCUUUUUUCUUUUUCUCAUGUGUGUAUAUAUAUAAGCUAGAAGUACUUUUACGUCAUGUAGCAUGUGUUAAAAAAAAAAAAAAAAGACAUCUGCUGUAGAAGCACUAAAUUACUUUGUUUUUACUGUGCCUUACUUCUAAACCAUUCCAAGUGCAAUACCAGCAGAGCAAAAUGUAAUGAAUUCUGUUGCUGACAUGUUCAUGGAUGUCUGAAUUGAUCUUUUUUUGUUAGUGUACAAUUUGAGUUGUACUUAAAAGAACUGAAUGAUGUAUGCUUCUUUAUAUUACAAUAAAUAAAAGAGAUGCUUACAAUGUG
Molecule: messenger RNA, 3660 nt
Organism: Hirundo rustica (Barn swallow)
Lineage: Eukaryota; Metazoa; Chordata; Aves; Passeriformes; Hirundinidae
Gene: ESRP2
Product: epithelial splicing regulatory protein 2
Exons: 16
Coding region: 242-2425 (727 amino acids)
Biological process (GO): regulation of RNA splicing
Cellular component (GO): ribonucleoprotein complex; nucleoplasm
Molecular function (GO): mRNA binding
Source: RefSeq, a predicted model, not a curated record